Colletotrichum spaethianum is the source of this 1227-nucleotide messenger RNA. RefSeq names its product mating-type switching protein swi10. Gene Ontology annotation, molecular function: damaged DNA binding; single-stranded DNA binding. Gene Ontology annotation, cellular component: ERCC4-ERCC1 complex; nucleotide-excision repair factor 1 complex; nucleus. The coding region runs from base 1 to 1227 and encodes 408 amino acids. Gene Ontology annotation, biological process: meiotic mismatch repair; nucleotide-excision repair; mitotic recombination. The record is from RefSeq and is a predicted model, not a curated record. Lineage: Eukaryota; Fungi; Ascomycota; Sordariomycetes; Glomerellales; Glomerellaceae. The transcript is spliced from 2 exons.
AUGGACGACGAUUUCGGUGCCGACGAAGACUUUCUAGCAGCCCUCGCAUCAUCGAACCCAGCUCCUCCACGCCCCCAAGCUCAACCGCCUCGUCCUCGUCUUCAGCAGCCCACUCCCCAGAAAAUCCAGCAACCGACGCCGCAGCGUCUGGACAGAGCGCCGCCGCCCAAUGCCUCGUCCAGUGGCAAGGUCGUUCAGCCUACGCCGCAAGCUCUUCCCCAGCGAGGAUCCGGAUCUGCCAUUCUCGUGUCUCCUCGCCAAAGGGGCAAUCCAGUGCUCGCUUCGUUAAAGUCGAUGCCAUGGGAAUACAGCGAUAUUGCGGCUGACUACGGUCUUGGUCUGACGACAUGCGCGUUGUUUCUGAGUCUGAAAUACCACCGCCUUCAUCCCGAGUACAUCUACACGCGAAUACGAAAUCUGCAAGGAAAAUACAACCUACGCAUCAUGCUGACCAUGGUUGACAUUCCGAACCAUGAGGAGGUACUGCGCGAGCUGUCCAAGACGUCACUGGUCAACAAUGUCACCAUCAUCCUCUGUUGGUCGGCUGCCGAGGCCGCCCGGUACCUCGAACUCUACAAGUCGUACGAGCACGCCAACUUCAGCGCCAUUCGCGGCCAACAAGCAUCGACAUAUGCUGAGAAGCUUGUCGAGUUCGUCACCGUUCCCAGGAGCGUCAACAAGUCAGACGCUGUCGCACUGGUCAGCAACUUUGGCAGCUUGAAGAACGCCAUCAACGCGGACCCUGAACAGAUCGGCAUCAUUGCUGGAUGGGGAGCUGUCAAGGUCAAUAAAUGGGUCAGGGCAGUUGAGGAACCCUUCCGAGCCAAGAAAUCUGCCAAACGGCAGCUGGAUCGAACUGAAAGCAGCGAGGGUGGAAGACCGGCGCAGGUAUCGAGAUUGGAUCAAGCCGUGCCUCUUAGCAGAGUCCCGCUGCGCGAAAUGGAGUCCAUGAGAGGGACGCUACGAGGGUCACACGCGGUUGACAGGCCAGCAAGUAACCAGGCGAAGAGGCCCGCGCAGUUGGAGAGGGGCAAUCCGGACCUAGACGAAGACGACGAAGAGGCAAUGAUUGCCGCUGCCAUCGAAGAAUCGAGGCGGACAGCUGAGGCACAAGCCGAAGCACAGACACAAGCGCAAGCGGAAGAAGCUGGCAGUGAAGGCCCCGAGGGCAACUCGCUCCCUGGCGGAGUUGCUGCAGCACUCGCGAAGUUGCGAAAGCAGGGCUGA